CCGGGCGCACUUCCGGCCAAGAUGGCGGCGCCCAGUAGAGGCAGGUGCGGGCGCUUCUGGCUUCAGUAAGCGGCGGCCGCUCCGAGUCCCGGGGAGAACUCCAGAGUCGACGCGUCCGGACGUCGGGAGCUCCCUGGGCGCUGACGGACCACUCCCCUGUGCCCAGCGCCUGCCUCUCCCCUGCAGAAGCGGCCCAUGGCGGACCAAGGGUCUCGGGGCGGCCGGCUCCCCCUGGCGCUGCCCCCAGCCCCGCAGGGUUCUUCGACUGCGGGGGGCGGCGGCUCGGCGGCGGGGGGCUCCGGCAACCCCCCGCCUCCCCGCAGCCUGCAGGGCCUGCUGCAGAUGGCCAUCACGGCGGGCUCCGAGGAGCCGGACCCCCCUCCGGAACCCAUGAGCGAGGAGCGGCGUCAGUGGCUGCAGGAAGCCAUGUCUGCAGCCUGCCGAGGCCAGCAGGAGGAGGUAGAACAGAUGAAGAAGUGCCUUGGGGUGCUGGCGCAGCCCACGCCCUCCGCGGCCAGUGAGGCCGAGCUGGCCUCUGAUCAGCAGGAGCGCGAGGGGGCACUGGAGCUGCUGGCCGACCUGUGUGAGAACAUGGACAAUGCUGCAGACUUCUGCCAGCUAUCAGGCAUGCACCUGCUGGUGGGCCGCUACCUGGAGGCGGGCGCGGCGGGGCUGCGCUGGCGGGCGGCGCAGCUCAUCGGGACUUGCAGCCAGAACGUGGCGGCCAUCCAGGAACAGGUGCUGGGCCUCGGUGCGCUGCGCAAGCUGCUGCGGCUGCUGGACCGUGAUGCCUGCGACUCGGUGCGCGUGAAGGCCCUGUUCGCCAUCUCCUGCCUGGUGCGGGAGCAGGAGGCGGGCCUGCUGCAGUUCCUGCGCCUGGACGGCUUCUCCGUGCUCAUGCGGGCCAUGCAGCAGCAGGUGCAGAAGCUCAAGGUCAAGUCAGCCUUCCUGCUGCAGAACCUGCUGGUGGGCCAUCCAGAGCACAAAGGGACCCUGUGCGCCAUGGGGAUGGUCCAGCAGCUGGUGGCCCUGGUGCGGACAGAGCACAGCCCUUUCCACGAGUAUGUGCUCGGAGCCCUGUGCAGCCUAGUGACAGACUUCCCGCAGGGCGUGCGAGAGUGCCGCGAGCCUGAGCUGGGCCUAGAGGAGCUCCUGCGACACCGCUGCCAGCUCCUGCAGCAGCGAGAGGAGUACCAGGAGGAGCUGGAGUUCUGCGAGAAGCUGCUGCAGACCUGUUUCUCCAGCCCCACGGAUGACAGCAUGGACCGGUGAGACCGGAGGCGCGUCUGUCAGCUUCGUGGGAACCCUGGCCGACAGCCGCCCUCCCCACCCACGG
This is a messenger RNA of Suncus etruscus (white-toothed pygmy shrew), 1336 nucleotides long. It is a transcript of the gene HSPBP1, whose product is annotated as HSPA (Hsp70) binding protein 1. The coding region runs from base 196 to 1272 and encodes 358 amino acids. NCBI's taxonomy places the organism in Eukaryota, Metazoa, Chordata, Mammalia, Eulipotyphla, Soricidae. The transcript has 8 exons. Gene Ontology annotation, molecular function: protein binding. The record is from RefSeq and is a predicted model, not a curated record.